CUUGACCUUUUCCCCUCUCUUCCAAACCUUCUUGGUGCUUGGUUUGUUGUUGCACUCUGGUCUCUGCCUUCACAUUCUUGGAUUCUAGCUUUUCCUUGCUGUGUGAGGCAGAUCCACAGUCUCUCCCUCCUGCUCUCCAACACAUUCCUGAGUCCUACAAUGGCUUCCAUGAAUCACCACUGGUUAGCCUUCUCACUCUCCCCGCAGGAGCUCCCUUCCUCACAGUCUCAUCAGCACCACCCGGGCGAUGAUGUCUCCACUGACUGCUUUGGCCUCUAUGCCUCGUUUGGAUUAGUGGAUGCCCUCAAUAGACCCCAUCAUCAAACCCAAGAUUGGAACUCGAAGAGUUUGGACUUCGAUGGAGGCGCCUCAGAGCUGUCCAUGCUGGUUGGAUCGAACGGUAGCAGAAACAAUGCGGUGGAAGAAGAGCCCAAGCUCGAAGACUUCCUUGGCGAUGCAUGUGGGAGCCGUGGCAUGUACAUGUUCUCCGACACUUCAUCUGUGACAUCGAGCGCUCGCGAUGGAGCCCUGAUGGGCAACCCUAUCGGAGUGUCGACGAUGAAGACAUGGUUAAGGAGCCAACCCACCCCGUACCAGCAGGCCAAUAACAGCAGCAGUGACACGGCCGGGGCAACUACUGGCCAAGCCAGUGUUGUUCUGUCGAUGAGCAUGAGCACAGGCUCACAGUCGGGCUCCGCGUUGCCUCUACUGGUGACUGAGGUGAGCUGCGGAGGUGAGAGUUCCUCCUCAGACAACAAGCAGAAAGCCAUCGGAGGCAGCCUCGACUCCCAAACUGGUGCAAUAACAGCAGCUCCUCGGAGAUCUGUCGACACAUUUGGGCAGAGAUCUUCCAUCUACCGCGGUGUGACGAGGCAUAGAUGGACAGGCCGAUAUGAGGCUCAUCUAUGGGAUAAUAGCUGCCGAAGAGAAGGACAGGCACGCAAGGGUAGACAAGUCUAUUUAGGGGGCUAUGACAAAGAAGAAAGGGCUGCAAGGGCUUAUGAUUUGGCUGCUCUCAAGUAUUGGGGUCCAACCACUACAACAAAUUUCCCUAUAAACAACUAUGAGAAAGAGUUGGAGGAGAUGCAACACAUGACAAGGCAGGAAUUUAUUGCAUCUAUUAGGAGAAAGAGCAGUGGAUUCUCUAGAGGAGCCUCUAUCUAUCGUGGAGUAACCAGACAUCAUCAGCAUGGGAGAUGGCAAGCAAGGAUAGGAAGAGUAGCAGGGAACAAAGACCUCUAUUUGGGAACCUUCAGCACCCAAGAAGAGGCAGCGGAGGCGUACGACGUCGCUGCCAUAAGAUUCCGGGGGCUGAGCGCGGUCACGAACUUCGACAUGAACCGCUACGACGUGAAGAGCAUCCUCGAGAGCAACACCGUCUGCGGCACAGGCAAGCGGCUGAGGGAUGUGGCGUCCGAGCAUGCCGAGCAUGCCGGGCGGCGGACUAUCGCCUUCCAUCGACCGCAACCUCUGGAGCUGAGCGGCCUCCCGUGCAAGCAGGAGGAAGACGCCGUCGUGGCCGCCGCUCAUGGCCUUGGUGGCCUCCACCAACUCCAUCUGGGGACCGACACCCACAGCUUCUUCCAGCCAAACUCGGCGCUUCACCACCUUGCGAGCGUCGACUCUUCGUGGCUCGAACACAGCACUGGGUCGAACUCGGUCACGUACAAUGGCGUCAUGGCCGGAAGCAGUGGGAGCUAUCAGGGUAGUGAGAAGACUUUCUAUCUCUCUCAGCAGUCGCCUUCCGGUAGCGCCACUUGGACGCCAGCAGCAGCUCAAGCUAUGGCAUGGAGGUCAAACUGCAUGGCUGCGGCUGCUGGCCAUGGAACUCCUCUGUUUACAGUAUGGGAUGAUGCUUAGAUGAUUCUUCAUUCUGUGUUUUGCUUAGCUUUUUGGCAUGACAACUAUUGUGAUAGUUGGUAGCAAUGGCUUGUGAGACUUUGGAGACUUCCCACAGCUCUCACUAGCUAUUAAUUUUGGUGCAGCUCGGAAGUAUCCACCAUUAGAGAGAGGCUCUGUAAAGUUGCUGAAACGAAUGAUCUUUUUGAAAGAGCAAA
This is a messenger RNA of Musa acuminata subsp. malaccensis (wild Malaysian banana), 2057 nucleotides long. Its product is annotated as AP2-like ethylene-responsive transcription factor AIL1. Gene Ontology annotation, biological process: regulation of DNA-templated transcription. NCBI's taxonomy places the organism in Eukaryota, Viridiplantae, Streptophyta, Magnoliopsida, Zingiberales, Musaceae. The record is from RefSeq and is a predicted model, not a curated record. Gene Ontology annotation, molecular function: DNA binding; DNA-binding transcription factor activity.